Messenger RNA from Pleuronectes platessa (European plaice), 2703 nucleotides. Its product is annotated as transmembrane protein 14C. Bases 332 to 622 code for a protein of 96 amino acids. The record is from RefSeq and is a predicted model, not a curated record. Gene Ontology annotation, biological process: regulation of heme biosynthetic process. The transcript is spliced from 5 exons. Gene Ontology annotation, cellular component: mitochondrial membrane. Lineage: Eukaryota; Metazoa; Chordata; Actinopteri; Pleuronectiformes; Pleuronectidae.
AGUAAAAGACAAAUUAAUGUGUUAUCAGUCGAUGCAGAUAAAGUUCUUUUUUGUUCUUAUAUUGAUAAAGCUUUUGAUUAAAAAUGGUAUGAGUCUGUCAAUCUCCAAACAAAAAAAAGUUGAAUGAAGAAUAUAACAUUUUGAUCAUCUGAACCAAUAUUUUUUUUGUUUUAUGUAAAACCUUCUCCGGCUCAAUGUUAGAGCAAACGUUUACUUUGAAUUUUUUCCGCAAGACUCCGGAAGAAUUCCGGACGAGGCGUUCGAACCAGAUCUGAUUCUUGUUCCAGGUCUAGAUCUGAUUCCACUUGUGAUUCUGUUCCUAGUUGUGGUCAUGGCUCUGGACUGGAUUGGGUUUAGUUAUGCUGUUCUGGUGUCAGUGGGAGAAGUCAUUGGUUUUGUGAAAGCAGGCAGCGUCCCCUCCCUGGCCGCCGGGCUCCUGUUCGGUCUGUUGGCCGCGGUCGGUGCUUAUCUGACAUCUCAGAAUCCGAAGAAUGUGUGGCUGUUGCUGGGCACCUCCGGAACUCUCACUGUGGUGAUGGGCCUGAGAUUGAUCAACUCGGGGGAAGUUCAUGCCAGCGGGUUUAAUGACUUCAUUCAGAUCUCCACCUCCUCGUGGAAGUGAACACCUAGACCCGGCUGACGUGCCUCGCCGUGUGGAAACACUCAUCGGUGCAGUUGCCGCUGAGGAACCAGCAGCUGCGGCGACGACAUCCGAAGAACUCGCUCGAGAGCUUUCAAAGACCAAGAGAGUUCGAAUUGCGACGGAAGUAGUCGUUCUGGAAGACGAGAGCAAACCCAAAAAUUGACAUGCACUCUUUUAUAUAUUUGAACAAUUUUUGUUGAACAUGCUAGUACCUAGUACCUAGUGCUACACACCAUGUUUGGCAGCUUUCAAGAUCUGACUGUGUUUUUGAGAUUCAAAUAUAUUUGCUGUCGAUACUGAAAAGAUAAAUUAUAUUUGUUAGAUUUCAUUAGAUUCCAGUUAUCCAUCCGUCGUCCUGACUAGUCUCACUAAGAGUCUAUUUAUUUAUAUCAGAAGACUCACUAACCCACAUAUAAGGUUUUCUUGAGUGUCCCCAAGUAAAGAGCAGAUAAAAGAUCAAAGGAAUCUUUAUGUCUUGCAAAGGUGACGUCUCUCUCUCAGAAUUGAGACAUUUCCUCAAACCGUGUAAUUCUAACUCGUCUGUUGUUCUUCUCAGAGUCAGGUCUGGUUCCUUUCCAGGUUCAAUAAUCUUUGUCUUGAUGUAUAUGUUCAUCUUUUACCCCAUCUGACAAUUCAAAUCAAUAAGAACAAGAUAAGGGAGAAGGGCAAUUAGACAGUUCAUUGGCUCUCCUUUGACUCAGAGAACAUAUUAAAUAAAUUUGUUUUUCAUUAAUCCCAGACAAAAAAAAAAUUAAAUAAAUAAGACAAUCAAACCGCGAUGUGACCACUGAUACAUAAGUCAGUUAAACAUGCACCACCACUGCUCAGUUUCUUUUCAUAGAUGUCUUGAAAAUAAGAUAUUUCAUCAUUAUUAUCAUUCUCCUAGAGUUGCAAUUACAAAUUAAGGGAACAAAUAGUUUCAUCAACAAACGCACUGGAAAAGGAACACUGUGCUGAGCAUUACUCUACUUGAAUCUGUGCCGAACAAAACACACUAGACGGCACCAAGUAAAUUCUGAUUUCAAACAUUUGCCUCAGAUCAACUUCAAAUUGAGAUGAAAACAAAAACAAUUAAACAUUAAAACUACAUUUUCUACAAUUUCUAGGAAAGCAAAGCAGCUCACGCUUCACUAAACGCUUCACUUCCUGCGUCCGUCACGUGAUGUCGAUCCUUCUGCUUAUUAAGAUUAAGAUUAAGAUGCAUUUAUUCAUCCCAAACACAUGCACAGACAUGCAAAGGCACACUCAUGCAGGUAGGGAAAUUUAACUUCUGCUUUUGACCCAUCUGGUGCAGGACAUACAGAGCAGUGAGCGACCAUGUACGGCGCUCGGGGAGCAGAUGUUGGGGGAGUAAGGUGCCUUGCUCAGGGGCACUAGACAGGCCCCUUAUUGUUCAAUAGAUUAAAUGUGUUUGGUUUGAAUCACUGUCCUAUGAUCUGUUGUUUUAUAUCGAUCUGUGAUCCACUGAGUCCAGUAUCACACAGAUUGACCGACAGAACCAAACCAUCCCAGUACAAGAACAAGAAUAUAAAAAUAAUUCUUAAAUGUUAUAGAUUUGGGACAUCACCGCUGUCUCUAAAUUUAACAAUCCUGCUGUUUGACAUUUACCGUCAUUCAUGUCAGCGAGGGCUCCUCCGUCAUCGCUGCUUCAGUGUCCGUGUGUGUGAGUGUAAUGCUGCGUUCCAGACAACUCAUGUCAGAUAUUCUGACCUGAAAUGGCCCAGUUCCAACUUCACGUCAAAUGUAACAAACAUGUCUGACUGUGAGAAGCUGAUUAAUUUAUCUCGGGAUGAGACAAUUCAACUGUAGCCAGUGCAGCCUCCGUUCGUAAAGAAACAAAGAGGAGGAGGGCGAUGACGCCAUUAUCUUUUUAUGAGACUUUUAUUCUUGGAAACACAUUUGAUACAUGAAGGAGAACACACACCGUCAUUGAAUCUCACGAAUCAAGAAACCAUUGUCUUAAAACAAACAUAUUUAAUUAUAUGAACUAGUUAAGAACACACAUUCAUACUGAGCAAGGAACACACUUUAACCUUAAAAUUACAUGAAGGACUUUAUGA